This is a messenger RNA of Saccharomyces mikatae IFO 1815, 1284 nucleotides long. RefSeq lists its product as uncharacterized. The transcript has a single exon. The record is from RefSeq and is a predicted model, not a curated record. NCBI's taxonomy places the organism in Eukaryota, Fungi, Ascomycota, Saccharomycetes, Saccharomycetales, Saccharomycetaceae. Bases 1 to 1284 code for a protein of 427 amino acids.
AUGUCUGGUUAUUUUUCAAGCUUUUCUUUAAAUAAAAUCACCGACUCAAUUGCUACCGCUGCGCACAAGACCCAUGACACUUUGAAUAAUGCGCUAGCAAAUGCGAAUGUGAACUUGAAUGAUCCUCAAACAAGAUUAUCAAUAAAAUCGCGCACUAGAUUUGUUCAGGAGUCCUUGGGAACUAUUUCAGAUAUAAGCAAGUUACCACCACAGUACCAAUUCUUGGAGAAGAAAAGUGAUUCCUUGGAGAAGGUUUGUAAGAGAAUUUUGCUAGUGUCAAAAACAUUUGAGGUGGAGGGUUACGAUUAUCCGCCAAAUUUAACGGAAAGUAUUUCGGAUUGGUGGUCUCUUAAUAAAGACGGCUGGUUUGGUUCAAAGAAAUCUGAAAUUACCAACAAAAAGAAGGGUUCCAAUCAUGACGAUGCCUUUUUGCCAAGGUCUUUUGCUCAAGCCAUUUCAAAAGCUGCUGUUGACUGCGAAUUUGAAUUCCAAAAUUUAGAGAACGAUGAAAAAGCAGAAUUGAAGAAGAAAAGAGAAUCUACUAAAAAUGCCCAGACUACAGGUGCUCAGGAUGAAGAAAAUGAAGAGGAUGAGGAUGAAGAAGAGGAAGAGGAUGAAGACUUGUCUAAUUUAAUUAAAGUUUUUGACUCCUGGUCAACAUGUUAUAAGAAUAUUGACGAAGGGAAAACAGAAAUGGAUUCUAUGAUGGUCAAGGAAUUUAAUAAAAAACUAGAAAAAUUGAUAAACCAGGAUUUCAAGAGGGUUCAUGAACUGCGCAAAAAAGUAGAGAUAUCCAGGCUUAAGUUCGAUACGAUGCGCUAUGAAGUUAAAGCAAAGGAAGCACAGUUAGACGCUCAAAAACCAGGCGUCACAGAGGAAGCGCACACCAAAGAUGUUAGUGCGAACACCGCCACCUCAUUGAAUGAAAUUCCUUCUACUGUGGAUGAAAAACAAAAAUCAAAUGUAAAUACCGAAGCUGAAUCAAAGAAAGAAGCCAAUGAACAAGUUGCUGAUGAUGCUGUAGUCAUGAAAGAGGAUCCUAAAGACGACAAAAAAGAUGACACACCGCUUGAAGAAUCCGAAGAAAAUAAGCUGCUGGAAAAGUUGGAAGAUGAAUUUGUAUCCAAUACUACAGCAGCCGUAGAAACAAUGGAAGAAAUCGCUGACAGUUCUGAAAUCCUGGGCUUAAUAAAGCUUUUCCAGAAUUUCCAGUUAGUUUACUUUAGACAAUGUGUCCAAGAAGUGGAAGCAAACCUCAAGGUUUUGAAUGGUUUGGAGAAUUAG